GUCCAAAAAGCGAAUCAAUCAACCGGCACACCUGUCUGCCAGACGGGCGACUUUCCCCCGCACGAAUCGAUCAACGGGUACUGUCGCGCACACGCACGUUACCAUACCCGAAGGCGGCCACAAUCAGACUGAUCCUUGCUUCGUUUCCUUCGCAUCCGAGAAGACACAGUCAGCGGUCGGCAAAAUGGCACUGAAGAUGGUAAAAGGUAACCUCGAACGGAUGUUUGACAAAAACCUUACCGAUCUCGUACGAGGCAUACGAAACAACAAAGAUAACGAGGCCAAGUACAUUGCACAGUGCAUCGAAGAGAUCAAGCAGGAACUUCGGCAGGACAACGUGAACGUCAAGAGCAAUGCGGUUGCCAAGCUAACUUACUUGCAGAUGUGCGGCUACGACAUCUCCUGGGCCGGGUUUAACAUCAUCGAGGUGAUGAGCUCGAACCGGUUCACCUGCAAGCGAAUCGGUUACCUUGCUGCCAGCCAGUGCUUCCAUCCGGACAGUGAAUUGCUCAUGCUAACGACCAACAUGAUCCGGAAGGAUCUAAGCUCCACAAACCAGUACGAUGCAGGCGUUGCCCUGUCCGGGCUGAGUUGCUUCAUCUCGACCGAUCUGUCGCGGGAUCUCGCCAACGACAUCAUGACGCUGAUGAGCUCCACUAAACCGUAUCUGCGCAUGAAGGCGGUGCUGAUGAUGUACAAAGUGUUCCUCCGGUAUCCAGAAGCGCUACGGCCUGCCUUUCCAAAGCUGAAGGAAAAACUCGAAGAUCCGGACCCGAGCGUACAGUCCGCGGCCGUGAACGUCAUCUGUGAACUGGCUCGGAAAAAUCCGAAAAACUAUCUGUCCCUGGCGCCCAUCUUCUUCAAGCUGAUGACCACUUCGACCAACAACUGGAUGUUGAUCAAAAUUAUAAAACUGUUCGGUGCUUUAACUCCGCUAGAACCCAGAUUAGGCAAAAAGCUAAUUGAACCGUUGACCAAUUUAAUCCAUAGUACCUCGGCGAUGAGUCUGUUGUACGAAUGCAUCAAUACCGUGAUUGCGGUACUGAUAAGCAUCAGCAGCGGCAUGCCGAACCAUAGCGCUUCCAUACAGCUGUGCGUCCAGAAGCUCCGCAUCCUGAUCGAGGACUCGGAUCAAAAUCUGAAAUAUCUCGGCCUGCUCGCCAUGUCCAAGAUCUUAAAAACACAUCCGAAGAGUGUGCAGACGCAUAAGGAUCUGAUACUGGCGUGUUUGGACGACAAGGACGAAUCAAUCCGUUUGCGAGCGCUCGAUUUGCUAUACGGCAUGGUGUCCAAGAAAAACUUGAUGGAAAUCGUGCGCCGACUGCUCGGCCAUAUGGAGCGUGCCGAAGGGUCAUCGUAUCGUGACGAACUGCUGUACAAGGUGAUUGAAAUUUGCUCGCAGGGUUCGUACCAGUACGUCACCAACUUCGAAUGGUACCUCACCGUACUGGUGGAGUUGAUUUUGCUCGAGUCGGGUUCGCGUCACGGCCGCUUAAUUGCUGCCCAACUGCUGGAUGUGGCGAUACGCGUCCAAGCGGUGCGUACAUUCGCCGUGAACGAGAUGGCAACACUGCUAGACACGUACCCAGUUACGGCAGCACCGAACGGUACGAUGCAGGAAGUACUGUAUGCGGCUGCCUGGAUUGUAGGCGAGUUUGCAACCCAUCUGGAAGGACCAGAGCGUACGUUGGGCGUACUGUUGCAACCGAAGCCGGUCACUGGUCACAUCCAGGCAGUGUACGUACAAAACGCGCUGAAACUGUUUGCCCAUCUGGUUGGUGAAGCUGUACGCAAUCGGGAUGCUGCCGCCAUCGAUCGGUAUUGUCAGAAGUUGCACGAAGGCCUUCGCAGCUACCUCAGCUCGGCCGACAUUGAAGUGCAGGAGCGUGCCAGUUCCGUGUAUUUUUUGGUUGCGCUGCUCCGUGAAUCGCUUGGUGCAGCCGAACAGACUGUACCGCUGGGCGGUUUGCUGGAACUAGCGCCCGAUACGCCCGAAAUUGGAACAACUGCUGGUGAGGAAGAUGGAAAUAUCUCGAACACGAUGACGAAUGCUACCUCAGGCUACGCCAGUGCCGCAUGGGAUGAGAUUGAGCAGAUUGCCACAGAUCUGCAGGGAUUAUUUGUUAGCGAGUUGAAUCCGGUCGCACCGAAAGCCCAGCGGAAGGUGCAACUGCCAGACGAUCUCGAUCUGGACGAGUGGAUCAAUCAACCGCCGCCAUCGGCAGAAGCGAGUAGCGCCGACGGUAGUUCCAGCGAUGAAGACUCGAAAUUCCCACUAUUUCUUACGGACGGUGCAGGUCGGGGUGGUGCUGGCGGUGAGCGUGAAACAAACGGCGGUGGAUCACGUUCAUAUAAGCGCAUAGAAUACACACAGGAAGAGCUUGAUAAGAUGAGACAAGCACGACUCCUGGAGCAAACAAACAAUCCCAACUAUCUUAAACCGGCCAAAAAGAAGACUCCAACUACCGACUAUCAGCAGCAGCAGCAUGACGGUUACGACGAUAUCCCGAUCGCUGAGAUUGUGUUAGAGGUGCCUCUUCAAAUACAUUCCACUAAACGAUCCGAUAAGUAUCUGAUGAAUGCGGACCGGUCGACGCGUGUAUUCGUUGGAAAGGGUGGAGAAUCCUCGCGAAAGAGCAAAAACGAAAAGAGCGAAUCGGGCAAGAAGUCAAAGCGGCACGGCAAGAAGAGCAAACGCUAUUCGGACGAAUCUGAUUCGGAAAGCGAUGACCCCAAACCACUGCACGUCGUAAACACGGUCAUUGAGGUGCCGGAAGGUGCAAUACUGUCCGACACAGAGGACAAGAAUAAUGCUGACCCGAAUGACCCGCACCGGGCGCUCGAUAUUGAUCUGGAUGCUCCGUUCGACGAUGACUAUCCAGCGGAUUUGAAACGAAAACCGGCCAGCACCACCCAACACCACAGCGUGAUGCUGUUACGGGACGGAGACGCUAGUACCAACGCCAAAGCCACCACGCGAAUCGAUCCGACUGGUCCUAGUAAGGAACAAUACCUUCCACGGCACGGCAGCCGCUCGUCAUCGAAGCACUCGAAACCAACCACGGAUACCAGCAUCGUACUAGAGAACAGUACGCGGGAAAAGCAAAAGAAGAAGAAAAAAUCUUCCAACAAAGAACAAUCGUCUUCGUCCAGUGUGAAAAAGAUGGCCAACGCCAACGAAGACACAAUGAUGCUGAUGAUCGACGACGAACCGUGCAAAGUGGAACAGACCAAGGCUGCGAAGGGACGAACGAAACAGGAGGAAAAAGAAUCGGUAGUUGCCACCACCGUAGAGCAGGAGGAGGAAGCUAAGGGCAAGAAGAAAAAGCACAGCAAAAAGUCAUCGAAACAUCGUCAUCAUAGUAAACGGGACGAAGACCGACAAAAGGCGGGUUACGAAGAGAUGCCGGCGCAAGCAGCGGGCGGAAACGGUGCCGGCAGUAAGGAUGCAAUUUAAUAUUUGCGUUUACGCGUGCAACCAUUGUUAGGUGUGACAGUUAGCGAUUAUGUGUUACAUUAGGCA
Molecule: messenger RNA, 3523 nt
Organism: Anopheles maculipalpis
Lineage: Eukaryota; Metazoa; Arthropoda; Insecta; Diptera; Culicidae
Gene: garnet
Product: AP-3 complex subunit delta
Exons: 10
Coding region: 185-3457 (1090 amino acids)
Biological process (GO): synaptic vesicle budding from endosome; protein targeting to vacuole; neurotransmitter receptor transport, postsynaptic endosome to lysosome
Cellular component (GO): endosome membrane; AP-3 adaptor complex; terminal bouton
Source: RefSeq, a predicted model, not a curated record